Molecule: messenger RNA, 1879 nt
Organism: Hemicordylus capensis (graceful crag lizard)
Lineage: Eukaryota; Metazoa; Chordata; Lepidosauria; Squamata; Cordylidae
Product: erythroid membrane-associated protein-like
Exons: 15
Coding region: 526-1230 (234 amino acids)
Molecular function (GO): protein binding
Source: RefSeq, a predicted model, not a curated record
AUCCCAUAAAGCAGAAUCCAAUGCUGUUGUGCACUCAUUGCAUACUUCUCAGCAGAAUUCAGGCCAGUAUUCCUGUGGGUAUGAACAAAAGAAUGAAAAUAACCAAGUGGAGACAUCUGCUCUCAGUCCUGCUCAGAAAGUGAUUUUCGAACCAAUUGCAUGUCACCAGAGAUCGUCAAGGGAAGAAGCUCCAGUCAAUGGCACAAGCAACUUGGCCUCUGAAGAGCAAGUUCAAUAUGCCAAUAUUGAGCAGCUCUGCAGAACAGGGAAGAUAUCAGAAAAUGCAGACAUGAAUUUGUAGUCGGAGGCUGAACAUUUUCUACAUCAGUGUGGUUCCAUCUGGAUCUCAGGAAAAGGAACAGAUAACACGGGAAGUUCCCAAAACAGUCUUUGAUCAUCCUUUGGACCAGCAGCACUGGGACUGUAACUUCUGGCAAUCUAGUCAACAUAUCCUGACAUACUUCUGCCUGACUCCCCUGUGCUCUGAGUAUCUUUCUCAUACCCCUUCCAACUUUUGAAGGCAUCAUGGGGUGUUGUGGAUCAAAAGAAAAACACAGAAAACAAAAAUCUCAAAUUGAAGAAGAGAUCAGAAAUCUCAAAACAGAAUUAGAAGAAAAGAUCAUGGAUCUCAGAACUGAAUAUGAUGAACUCAGAAAUCAAUUAGAAGAAUGCAGAAAUCAAUUAGACUGGACAAGAGUUCGUAGCAAUGCAGCCAACAUCAUGCUAGCUGUGGAUUCAGCCCAUCCUAACCUCUCCAUUGACGCCGGUGAUCAGAAGACCUUCACUUACCAAGCCCAGCCUCUCUCGGUGUCUCCUAAUCCAAAGCGUUUCGAUGGGAUUGUCUCUGUCUUGGGCAGCCAAGGAUUCUCCUCUGGCCAGCAUUACUGGGAGGUAGAUGUCAGCAGCAGCACUGAUUGGGAUUUGGGAGUAGUCCGAGAAUCAAUACAGAGGAAAGGAGAUAUUUCUUUGUCCCCAAAAGAGGGAUUCUGGCUCCUAGGAUUUGAUGGAAAGGAUUAUUGGGCAAGGACAGAUCCCUGGACAAGAGUCACCGUGAAGAAAAAGCCCAGCAAAAUUGGAGUUUACCUGAGUUUCCCAGAGAAAGAGCUGACUUUUUUCAAUGGCACUGACAUGUCUGUGCUGUUUGUAUUUAAGCACUGUUCAUUCUCAGAAGAUAUAUACCCAUUCUUUAAAAACACCCACAUAGGAACAACCAUAAGAAUUGUUCCAUAAAUUAGGAGGAAUCAAAGAUGGCAUGCUUAAGCAUGUUUCAUCACUCUUUUUUAAAUGUAUGAGAGAACCCCCAUUUAUUUUUUAAUCUGGCAGGUUGGAGACUUUUGAAAAUAUGUUAUUGGCACUGGUUUUUUUGGCUGCCAUCAUGAGUCUUACUUCCAAGUUCCAACAUGUAUGGGAUCAAACUGGGUAUGUUUACACUUGCUGGUUUUCAUUUGACCUUUCCCCUAAUUGCAUACUGCACUUGGCUUCUAUGAAGUACACCUAAUACUGGUCAACAUCCAGAUUAACCAGUGCAGGUGCAGCAAAGGUAAUCCCAGUACAGCAUGAUGCAUUCCAGUCUACAGCUGCACCAUCAGGGGAGACAAGAUUUUUACCGACUCCCCUUUCCCAAUGAAGUGCUCUGUGCCACCAGAAAAUAUGUCCUUGAGAGUUGUGUAGCCUGUAGGGACACAUUUUUGGAUGGGUGCAGAGAGGGCAAGUUCUAAGCGAGCACCAUUUCCGGCAGUGCAGAACAUCAUCACUGAUCAUGUAGCAUACCUUAGGUUCCAAUUUCCUGGCUUUGUGGCACUUGAGCCUAAACUCUGACCUUAAACCAACUGGUUGUUUUUUGUUCGUUUGUUUAAACCAUUAAAUUCCCAUCAUUUUU